GAUGUCUAGUUUCUCAGAAAGACAUGAGCUCAUGGUGGCUGCAGCCCUCGACGCUUUGGAGUCGCCUUUAAAGCCAGCGCGCCUGGAGAGCCUCCAUCAACCGCAACCUCAUCGUCCGCCCGCACUCGCCACAAUCCUCCGUCUCCCAAACCCUUCUCAGACCUCAAACGUCGAGGAUUGGCUCGCAUCUUUGGACGAGGACCGAAAACAACACUCCAAGUCGGACAGUCACUGAACUCGCAUCUCCCGUUUCUUCCAGUCGACAAGAAUCCUGUCCGAAUUGGAAAUUCCCAAGAAGCCCACUUCACCAGACCCAACUCCGGAAACCUCUCCGGAGAGCAGAGCCUCAUGUUCCCUGGUUGGAGCCCCUCGCUACCGGGAACGCAACCUCGAACAUAACAACAUCCACUUGCGCAGCAUGAGUGAGAAGCUUCCUAAGCAUGUUCAGGGUCUUGUGGAUGAUAUGUUUAAAGAACCGACGUCAACGGCGCCGAAGUAAUAGUGACCGAUUACCUCCAAAAAAACAUUUUCGAAGAUCCUACGCAUUCAAGGAGACUUGAAGGUCUAGGUAUGACGAAGGGAUUUUACCCUUUACACAGAGAACAUAUUCCAAGCUCCAACGAUUCGGAGAUCUAUCUUCCAGUAAGUCAGCCGAAGCCGGAUAUCCUUUACGGCUACUUCUGGAAAGACUUCACAUCGAGACAGCAGAGACAAUUCAUGACUAUGGAUGGCAUCGAAUAUACUGCCAACAGUCAAGGACUCAUCUAUCCAUUUUUCGUCAUCGAAUUCAAAGGUGACGGGCUUGGUCCUACCGCGGGAAGCCUCUGGGUCGCCACGAACCAAUGUCUAGGAGGCGCGGCAACCUGUAUCAACAUGGCCGAAAAGCUCAACCGAUAUAUCGAACGACUCUCGAUGUCAUCGACUGUUUCACCGUGGACACGACGGUCUUCAGCAUCGCCAUGAACGGAAGCGAAGCCCGCCUCUUGGUAUCAUGAAAGGAAGACGACGGGAGCGGCGGAAUAUACUAUACCCAGCAAAUCGGAGGGGCUUUGGUAUAUCUGCCUGAACAUUACCUCCUCUUGCGCCGCUUUACCCGGAAUGUACUCGAGUGGGGAAGAGACCGUCGCCGUACUCAAAUCGGUGCAGUUCUCGACAGUGUUCAGUCCGGGAAGAAGAGAAAGCUCGAUGCCAUGUCUCAAGAUGCCAUCGAGGGCGAUUCCAAACGUUCGCGGCGAUGAUCGGCGCGUUGAAAGCUUGGGGGCAAAGCGUCCGAGAGUCAAGAGUGGUAUGCACCCGCCGCCGGAGGCAGGCAGCAUCGAUGAUAGGAGAGCUCCCUUUGGCAGGUCCAGAGGAGCAACCAAUGCUGACGGAUGACUGACUAGGAAUGUUACUGAGAGCCUCUCCGAAAAAGACUCCCAGAGUUGUCUGAGCUGUGCGAGUUGCAUGAGUUGCAUGAGUUUGUAUGAGUUUGCUUGAAUGUAAAACCAAAGAGGGGUCAGGGGCACUCGACCGACGCUCGAAGUAAGUGAAUAGGUGAGUGAGUGAGUGCCCUGCAGAGGGAGUGCUGAGUGAAAUAAAUGUUGGAGUUCUGGGAGUCCUUCUACCCUCUACCCUCUACUCUAUGGCCUCUGGCCUCUGCCUUUUCGCCUGCGAGUGUCGACUGAGACUGACCGAGUGCUCAAUUUCCCUGUGCUCGCUGCAUUCGCUAUGCCCCACUCUCAAUAAGUAUGACUAGCGGCCAAUCAGAACCCACGCUUUUCGUCCCAAAAUCACUUUCUGUCCAACC
Cladophialophora immunda is the source of this 1786-nucleotide messenger RNA. RefSeq lists its product as uncharacterized. The transcript is spliced from 2 exons. NCBI's taxonomy places the organism in Eukaryota, Fungi, Ascomycota, Eurotiomycetes, Chaetothyriales, Herpotrichiellaceae. The coding region runs from base 571 to 963 and encodes 130 amino acids. The record is from RefSeq and is a predicted model, not a curated record.